Rhizopus microsporus ATCC 52813 is the source of this 1216-nucleotide messenger RNA. RefSeq lists its product as uncharacterized. Gene Ontology annotation, biological process: calcium ion import across plasma membrane. The record is from RefSeq and is a predicted model, not a curated record. Gene Ontology annotation, molecular function: protein binding; calcium channel activity. The coding region runs from base 74 to 1111 and encodes 345 amino acids. The transcript has a single exon. NCBI's taxonomy places the organism in Eukaryota, Fungi, Mucoromycota, Mucoromycetes, Mucorales, Rhizopodaceae.
AUUGCUGCUUCUACUCAACGUAAGCUCUUAUCUUUUAUAUAUCUCAUAGAGACUCAUUGUUUCUAUAGAAAUUAUGCAUCCUGUCUACAACAAUAGCGACCCGACUGCACCAUACAUCACGCUGGAUGAUACAGAUCGAAACAGUGCCUUAUUUCUUUCUAAUGCCCUUGAUGAACCUUUUCCAAACAGUACCAUCCUCAUCACAUCUGGCCAACCAACUGGCCUUUCUUGGUCUCUCUGUGCUGCCAAACUUCACAGUGUCCCUCAGCUGAGCAUCAACCGAACGAUCACCACACGAGGGCCGACAAACGCAACUCGAUACCAAUUCCUGAUUUCCAACUUGACAGACAAUGCCUCUUAUCAAGCUUAUUUACUACAAGAAAACAAUGGCGUGGCUGGUAUCUCAAUGCCAAUACCAAUCAAGACAAAAGCAUCAGCUGUUUGUCAGUUGAUUUAUGAUUUACCCUUUUGCAACCAAGUUGCCUACAGUGUCCCAUCCAAUUCAGCUGUCAGUCGCUGGGACCUUGCAGCACAGUAUGAUACCCAAGCUCAGGCUUUGUUUGAUCCCUUUGAUGUAUCGCUAUCUCAAUUCAAUUGUGAAUCAACACAGUAUUCGCUCGUUCGCAAUUGUACCGACUGUUAUCGCGAUUACAAGACAUGGCUUUGCUCCGUCACAAUACCGAGAUGUACAGAUUUGACCUCUAGUGCUGGCCUUAUACAGGGAUCAGAUAAGAUUAAAGCAGCACCUGCUGUACGAGAUGUACCUAUUAACGGCUCCCGAAACCCUUGGAUCGAUAGUACCUUACAGCCUAGCGCAUGGACAGAAUUACUUCCCUGUAUUGAUCUAUGCUAUCACGUAGUUCAGAGCUGCCCCCCUUACCUACAGUUCUUUUGCCCUGUAGGUGAUUUGGCUUCCGUUCAGUAUGGAUACUGGCAGACUGGAAACGCGACAGUUAACGGAACGACAUAUCAAUUUAACCUUAAUAACCCAACGUGUAAUCGUAUGGGAUUAGAUAUCAAGCUACUGACACUUAGUAGCCAAGGACAUAAGCUAAGAACCUUUUCAUGCUCCUUUUGUAUAGUUUUCUUUAUGAUUUUCAUUCUUUUAUAGACCUUGUAAAUUAUUCUAUUCUUUCAAAAAAAAAACUAAUAAAUUACUCCUUAUAGAGAGAGAAAAGGGGGGAAUCUAAUUAUUCAUGCAAUACAAAUGUUUGUU